AACAAAUAAUUCAAAUCAAUCCAAAACCAAAUUUGUUUCCCCCCUUUAUUUAGUCGAGCCGCAUUCUCUCCUCGCUAGAACACUAUUCGAAUGAUUUCUGGAUUUAUCUGACUGCCUCAAGUCGCUGCCAGUUGCUCGCGGAGAAGGAUGAGUAAUGUUGCGACAGCAAGUCAAUUGCCGAUGCCUAAUAAUCUUCACUAUGGCGGUGUUUCUGCCGGAGGAGUUUCGAACACCAAAUUGAAGCGGAAAACCCCCUCGGAGUUGAGGGGGGAACUACUGAAGAAAAAGAAUUUACUGGAUUGUUCAGACGAGCCUCCAACUAAAACUGGCUCCAUGAGGAAUGCUGAUGGAGCAGUUUCUGGGAGCAAUAAAUCUGAUUCAUUAAAAGCAGCACGGUUCAGAAGGAUGGACGAACACUUUCCUGUCACUAAAACUAGUAGGAUGUUUUGCAGAAAGGAAAAUCUCAAGGAAAAUAUUCAUAGCAAGUGUGUUGGCAGCAUGAAGAGUUCGAGUCUUACUUUGGAUUCAAAUGAUAAACAUGGGCUACAGAAUUCAUGUUUGGAGGGCACUGUUGCUUCAGAAGGUGACAACGACACUUCAAGACAAAUUAAUAACAAUUCAUGUGAAAAUAGCACUGCUAAUACUUUUAAGAGUGUUCGGGAGUUAUCCCUUAGGGGUGGAAUGAUAUACAACUCCUCAUCAGUAGACAUGGGUAAAGCUUUAAAAGGUCUGGUUUCAUGCGAACCUCAUGCUUCUUCAGCUCCACUUGCUCAGUCUAUGCAUAGAUCAGGGAAUAUUGCGCAGCAACGCCUUUCAGAAAUCCAUAUACCUGGACAGAAGAGUCCACUAGAUUUGACACUAAAAACUAGUAUGCGUGUGCUGUCAGCAUCGUCUGUGAAUUGGUUUUAUAGAUUAAGUACGUGUGCCACUUUAAACGACAUGGGUCUAUUUUCGCAUGAGGGUUUCCAAGGCCAAAGUAUGACCUCAGCGCACCCUAUCUGCACCAGCCAAAUCGCAAGGCAUGGGGUUUUUCAUUCUUGGGUGCACCCCCAAUCCAGUCUACCCCAUGUAGUUAUAUCAGCAUUGACCUCUGCCGUGGGAGGGCAAUUGGAUUUCCUAAGUAAACGACAGCAGGCAUGGGAGGAUUCAUUUCGAAGUCUCUACUACAUGCUGCGAAAGAAACUGUGUAAAAUAUUUUAUGUGUGCACAGUGCACUUUGUAGCUAUGUUUACCAUAUCUGAUGGCCCAAACAAAACCAAGCAUUCUUGCUAUGCCUAUGUGUCUCAAUCAACGAGAAAUCUGAGGUCACUUUUGAAAGAACAUGAUGCUUCAUUUUCUAUGCCUCUUUGCCACUCUAAAGUAGAGGAGGUUACUGCAGAAGACCUAGUUGCACUCUCUGAAAUUGAAAGAAACAACCUUGGAAAGACUCGAGCUGUGGAAUCCCUGACUGGAGUUGAUAAUACCCCACAAUCUUUGUUAAUGUUUGCUGGGAAGAAUGUGCAUGGCUUGUAUGAUUUUCUGUUAAAUUAUAGAUCCCUUUACAGCCCUUUGAUUGGUAGUGACGUUCCAGUUCUGUAUUCACCAGUUCCUUUUGAAAAUGCUGCACUUUCUGCUCCUGAGAUCAGAUGCAAACAGGUUAGAAGAGUUGAGCAUAUGUCUUCACAGCUAAAGGACUCUAAUAUGUAUAGUGAACCUAUGAGAAGUUCAUCUUCUGGCAUCAGCUAUAGUAUUGAACUUAAGGAUGCGUAUAUUCCUCCUUGGGUAGUUUCUGGAGUUUGCGAUGCUAUUUGCUCUAACGGGGGUGACUUUCAAGCCAGUUUUGUGACGGAGUCCACAUCCAUUGGCUUGAAUGUUGGUCUAGACUCAACUAACCAACCUCCCCAGCAGGUUGAGGCAGAGAUACCAAUGGAAGAGCAGGAUCUUUCUUUUGGUAUUCCAAACACCACUCUUUCCCUUCUAAGACAUUCUGCCUUUUUAAAAGGACUGAAGUAUGGUGAUACUUCUUAUACAGCCUUUUUAUCACCGAUUGAUUAAGGAUUAACAUAUAAGCUCUCUCAUAUCUGAGCCUUUGUAGAUUCUGAUGGAUAAACAUUUUGCUCACCGCCUAUUAAAUAAUGGGAGGGAUAUUUAUUUGUAUGUUUUCAGCUGUAAUAUCUAAGAAACACCUUUACUUAGACAGUGUUACAGAAGGCAAUUGAGCAAUACAACAAACUGCGCCGCUCGACUGUUUUUUGGCAAUGGCGCUAUACUACGAUGUACCCCCAUUUUUAUUGAGAAAACUUAUAUGUGCUCAUUAGUAGUACACGCCCA
Salvia hispanica is the source of this 2310-nucleotide messenger RNA. RefSeq names its product downstream neighbor of Son. The record is from RefSeq and is a predicted model, not a curated record. Gene Ontology annotation, biological process: nuclear DNA replication. Lineage: Eukaryota; Viridiplantae; Streptophyta; Magnoliopsida; Lamiales; Lamiaceae. Gene Ontology annotation, cellular component: nucleus.